GAAAUGCUGCAAAAUGCUCCGUUUUCCAUGAGUGAAAUCCCGAUUUCUGCUCAUAUCCCAUCUUUUUCCCCUCAUCCAAACACUGGCUGCUAUUUGAAAUGCAAUAAUCCAAAGUGGAGAAAUUAUGUGGAAGAAGUCGUCUUCGUCCCUAUUGCUAUGCAAAUGUGUAUGGCCGACCAGCAUGCACAUGUCCAUUUGGCUUUUUGUGGUUCCAUGUCUUUUGCAAGGGAUUGUGGGGUCUACCCAAACCUGAAUUUUUUUUCUUCUUUUUGUUCUUGCAAAUCAAGCAACCUCAACUAUAUAUAUAACCAAAUUUUGAUAGAAACAAAAAAAAAAUCCACCCAACAGGAGCAUCCUCCUUCUUCUCAACCUCUGCCUCCCUUGCCUUGCAUCCAUCCAUCCGCCAUGAAUUAUCAUCAUGGCCUUACUUUGAUCAUCCGCGAGGAGGGCUCGCCAUCCAACCAAGUCUACGACGCCGCCCACCUCUACCUCCCAAGCAUUCAAUUGAUCAAUCCCUCCACUCGGACCAUCGGAGUCACCAAAACACCGCGCAGAGAAACGGUCAAGCUCGCCAUUGAAAGCGGUGAGCAAGUCCCCGACACCUUUGACUGCAUUGACCUGAACUGGCUUUACGUGGUCGAAAAAUGUCCGGACGGCUGUGUUGAACGUCGCUUUGAGCUGACGUUUCAAAAGGAACACAAAGACAAAGUCAUGACCUUCUACUUGGCCUAUGUUGUUCGUCGCGCCGAAGUCAUUAAACAAGAGAGCAAGAUUCUCAACCUCCGCAAAGUUAACUCAUACGACCAAGUCGAAUUCGAGCACCCGGCUACGUUUGAGACGAUAGCCAUGGAGCCCGGCCUAAAGCGAAAGAUUAUAAAGGAUUUGGAGAGGUUUGUGAGCAGGAGGGAGUUUUAUAAGAAGGUGGGCAAGGCUUGGAAAAGAGGCUACUUGUUGUAUGGCCCACCUGGCACUGGAAAAUCCAGCUUGAUUGCAGCCAUAGCUAAUUAUCUCAAGUUUGAUGUGUUUGAAUUGGAGCUUGAUGCUAUUGACAGUGACUCUGGGUUGAAGAAGGCGUUGCUUUCCACUACAAAUCGUUCCAUUUUGGUGAUUGAGGAUAUUGAUUGUUCCGUCAAUAAAGAUAAGGAAAACCGGUUCACACUGUCAGGCCUACUAAACUUCAUGGAUGGUUUGUGGUCAAGUUGCGGAGAUGAGAGAAUUAUUGUGUUCACAACAAACCACAAGGAUCGGCUUGACCCUGCAUUGUUGCGUCCUGGCAGAAUGGAUGUCCACAUUUACAUGGGUUAUUGCACCCCAAGUGCGUUUAAGGUUUUGGCCUCCAACUACCUUGGCAUUCCUGACUUGGACGGUCAUGGCCUUUACGGAGAAAUCGUAGGCUUGCUAGAGAGCACAAAGGUUACCCCUGCUGAGAUUUGUGAGGAACUACUGAAGACAAAUGAUGAGGAUGAUGAUGAAGAUGCUGAUGCUGCUCUCGAAAGACUUGUCGACUUUUUCAAACUCAAGAAGCUUGAAGGUGAUAAACCCGAAAUUGAAGAGGCAAAAAAGCAGAAAAUGGAUGUCGAUGUUAAUAAUGUUAAUAUUUUCAAGAGAGAAACUGAAGAAGAAAGAAGGGAGGAAAUGGAUGUCAAAGUGAAUGAUGACAUAGAAAAUAAAUGA
Messenger RNA from Prunus persica (peach), 1674 nucleotides. RefSeq names its product AAA-ATPase At3g50940. Gene Ontology annotation, molecular function: ATP hydrolysis activity; ATP binding. NCBI's taxonomy places the organism in Eukaryota, Viridiplantae, Streptophyta, Magnoliopsida, Rosales, Rosaceae. Bases 4 to 1674 code for a protein of 556 amino acids. The transcript has 2 exons. The record is from RefSeq and is a predicted model, not a curated record.